AGAUGUUUUUAGAAAUAAAAUUACAAAUUGUUCAGCACUAUGCCAAUAAGUUGCGCGACGAUUCCAAAAUAGAACACAAGCACUCCUGAUGUUGCCAAAACUAAUAAGAAAAUGUAUGGCAAUAAACUGUAAUGCUAGCGGCUUGCAGGAUUUCACAAAGUUAUUUAAAUUUCCAACGGAUCCCGAAUUAAACCAAAAGUGGAAAGAAAAUCUAGGACUUACGAACGCCCGCUUCCUCUCGUCAUGCCGAUCAUUAAUAUGCCGACGCCACUUCACGCCAGAAUGCCACGCGAAGAAAAAGUUACAUUCCUGGGCCGUGCCAACACUCCAUUUGGGUACCGGUAAAACUGAGGGUAUACAUCAACCUUUUAAACCCAAAAUACUUUGGAAGUGGCGGAAGUGUUGUGUCAGAAACUGUAAGGUGAAGCAUCCAGAAACAUUACACACAUUUCCAAAGAAACCGGAGCUACGCGCCAAAUGGUUGCAAAUAUGCGGAUUAAAAGAUGUGAGGAAAGUGUACGAUAUAUGCCGGAGGCACUUUCGUCCAAGUUUUUUACUUAGACGCAAACUCGUAAAGAACGCAUAUCCCGAAUUGAAUUUGGGGCUAGAAGAUUUUGAUCCACUGCAGGCGUCACAAGACUCGGAGAACAUUGAAGUUGAAGAGGAUGAGAUUAAUGAGAACAUAGAUAAUGACGAAGACGAACAAAUAAUUGACACGAAUAGCAGCGAGACAGAUGACGCAGAAGAGAACGAGGAUGAUGUCAGAGAAACUCAGAUACGUGACACAAGCUGCGACAGGUGUGCAACGCGGGAGAAUCGGUGCCGCGAGAUGCAGGAAGAAAUUGACGCCAUGCGCAAAAAGAUAACUCAACUGGAGGAAAUGCUUCACGUAAAUACGCAAGAUGACGAAGAGGAGUACAUAUGGCUGCUGCUCAAAUAAAUCGAAACCCAAAAACCUUUGAUUAAUA
Molecule: messenger RNA, 968 nt
Organism: Drosophila montana
Lineage: Eukaryota; Metazoa; Arthropoda; Insecta; Diptera; Drosophilidae
Exons: 2
Coding region: 89-940 (283 amino acids)
Molecular function (GO): sequence-specific DNA binding
Source: RefSeq, a predicted model, not a curated record